This is a messenger RNA of Elaeis guineensis (African oil palm), 1124 nucleotides long. RefSeq names its product protein TIFY 3. Gene Ontology annotation, cellular component: nucleus. The record is from RefSeq and is a predicted model, not a curated record. Gene Ontology annotation, biological process: regulation of jasmonic acid mediated signaling pathway; regulation of defense response; response to wounding. NCBI's taxonomy places the organism in Eukaryota, Viridiplantae, Streptophyta, Magnoliopsida, Arecales, Arecaceae.
AAAGCCAACAGACAGAUAGGCAUGAUAACUAAAAAAAGAAUAAAAGGAAAGAGAAAAAAAAAACCUAUAUACCCACAUGUCCAAAUUUCUCUCUCUAAUCCCCCUCUAAGAGCCUUCUAUAAUCCAUCACCGGCUUAGAUCGGGAGAGCUCUAUAAUAAGCCAGGGCAAGAUGCAUCUCGUGGAAGCGGCAAGCGGCAAAGAAGCGAAAAAAAUUAAGGAAGAGAAGACCACCGAAAUCAAGCCGGAGGCGGAGACGGAGACGGAGACGGAGCCCAAGGCGGCGGCGGAGGACGAGAGCGCGCUCCAUCUUUCACUCAAAGCGGCGACCACCGCCGAGUCCAGCAGCAGGAACUCGCCAACUCCAAUGCCGAGCGCUCCGGCCGGUUCCCAACUCACCAUCUUCUAUAACGGCGCCGUCAGCGUCUAUGACGCCGUUCCACUGGAGAAGGCCCAGGCGAUCAUGCUCAUCGCCGCAGCUGCGGCCGCUGCGGCCGCCGCGAACAACACCAAUGCUGCUGUUGCUGCCGCCGCCGCCGCCAAGGCCCCGGUAAUGGUCGGCCGGAAUGCUGCUGUCACGGCGGCGGCGGCGGCUUCUCCGGUGCUCACACGGUCUCUGUCGCUGCAGAGCUCCUCUGCUGUCGUGGGAGGGGCAUCACCGCCGAACCAGAUGAUUCCCAAUGGCAGUUCCCUGUGCAAGCUUCAAGCUGAGCUACCGAUUGCUAGGAGGCACUCGCUUCAGCGGUUCUUGGAGAAGCGCCGGGACAGGUUGGUUAGCAAAGCUCCAUAUGCUCUGGCAAAAACAUCAGAUGGCAUGGAAGCAUCCGUGGAGGGAAAGUCUCAAAUCUCUUGAUCCAUCAGCAUGACACCCCACGCCAAUUAUCCUAGGAUUUGAGGCUAUGUCAUUGUGAGAACCUUAACCAGGGUUUAGAUCCAUCCUUUAUUUUUAUAAGCUGUUGCUGUUUCGGACGUCCUGCCGUAACGUGAACUUGUGAUAUCUUUACGUUUCUCGCAUGCACCAACUAUGAUGUUUCUGAUUAUCUAUCUGUUUCUAGACGUUGCUAAGUAUGAAAUUCUAGCCACUUUUUGAGCUGUCUGUGAAAAUAAAAAAAUUAAGCCCUCCCAA